AUGGCAACGAACCUGCCAGCCACCCCGAUUCUACCCGACGAUCAAAAACUAUCGACCGAUGGUUCAAACUGGUCAAAUUUCAAAGACGGAAUGUUUAACAUGGCCAGAGGACGCGGGCUUGAAGGGUAUCUCACUGGCGCUAUCGCUGUACCUGCCAGCUUUGUUCCAACAUCCCUUGGAUACACUCUUCUAAACUCCUCAUUUCCAUCACCCGACGAGUGGGCGCUUCGAGAUGGAUGGGUGGCUACCAUGCUAUACCAAAAUGUAAAAGAUCCACGAUCGCACGAUAUCAGCGGAUCGGACACUGCACAUCAAAUGUGGACCAGUCUCAUCGGGAAAUUCAACCGAAGUACCGACCUUCUUAUUGGAAUACGCAUGGAGCGCCUACGUGAUCUUCAACUAAAGGACACAAGAUAUCUUCCCGGACAUAUCAAUGAGCUGAUCAAGCUUCGUGCCGAUGUACACGGAAUUGGCAGACAUGUCACCGAUCAACAAAUGUGUACCAUCAUCCUCAAUUCGCUCCCGAAGGAGGAAUUUGGUGCCUCUCUGAUCGUGCUCCAGACCUUUAAUCAGGUCCAAUCCCUAAUCGCACAUCUCAGAGACUGGUGGGAAAUGGUAUGGAUGAAGAAGAUCAGCGAGGAAGUUGCGCAGGGGUUGACAAAAGCUCUUACUGUCAAUGCUACAACGAACACUGGAGGUGCGACUCGGAUUCCAUGUUCUGCAUGUGGCGGCGCACAUCAUCAACGCACCCCAGAUGCCACCGCCAUCAUUACAUAA
Mycena citricolor is the source of this 777-nucleotide messenger RNA. NCBI's taxonomy places the organism in Eukaryota, Fungi, Basidiomycota, Agaricomycetes, Agaricales, Mycenaceae. The record is from the annotation of a GenBank genome assembly.